Messenger RNA from Oncorhynchus nerka (sockeye salmon), 6476 nucleotides. RefSeq names its product activin receptor type-2A. The transcript has 12 exons. Gene Ontology annotation, biological process: protein phosphorylation; cellular response to growth factor stimulus; activin receptor signaling pathway. The record is from RefSeq and is a predicted model, not a curated record. Bases 1116 to 2756 code for a protein of 546 amino acids. Gene Ontology annotation, molecular function: activin binding; activin receptor activity; ATP binding. NCBI's taxonomy places the organism in Eukaryota, Metazoa, Chordata, Actinopteri, Salmoniformes, Salmonidae. Gene Ontology annotation, cellular component: activin receptor complex; plasma membrane.
CACACCAAACGCCAUCUUGAAACUGUGGAACUGGUCACAGAAGAGAGAAACGUUGAGGAUACUACACGCUUGGGAAAAUGCUGUACUGCCGUUCUUGUCCUUGAUACACUCAUGACUUGACAGCAGCGUGUUGUCAAAACGUAUUCGCUGUUGAUUUCAUGUGCGUUUCCCAACGACGUGUCUGAUAACAUUUUGGUUGCUCCAAAGCUGCAAUUGGAUACGAUUUUUACAGGCACUGGUUGCCAGCUUUUACGGUGUGCACAACUAGCUCGUAAAAGCCAACUGACAGAACACAUUGCAAUCCAUUGGGAAGGGGAAAUACAAUGUUUCUUUUUGGAAUUGGAUUAUGCGCCAGCAUAACGCUAACCUUACAUUUUGGAAGGUGAAGACAGCGUCGUGAGGACCAAGAAAUGAGAUGUAUCAAAUAUAACGUUAGUCCACGAAAGGUGGUGUAUUUAAACGUCUUUCUUAUCUAGCUAGCUGACGUUAGAUCAUUUACGAUAUCUAGAAAACUACGUAAUUUUAAACUACCUGAAGCUAGCUAUCCAGCUAAGAUUGCGGGUUAAUUAGAUAUGUUAAAUUAUAUUGUUGCUAAUUUGACUGCUUGUCAUAUUUACCUGGUUUCGUCUAACAAGGUAAAUGAACAAGAUUGAAUGUAAAGAAAGGGAACAUUAAUGUUAAACACAGGGGAAUAGUUGCCUAGUAUUAUUGCUAGCAACUAGUGCUGUAAGGAGCUACGGAUAGUUAGACCAACCUGCAACAAGUCAGUCAUUAGCUAUGGUUUUAACCAUUUUGUAGCCUCUAGCGAGCUACACAAGUAUCACCUCUUCCAUAUUUUUGGACAUAAUUCUUCAGGACCUUCAACUGUGUAACGUAGUAGCAAGCCUCGUGGCUGGCCAGUGGAUAUUUUGGAGUGGGUCUUCUCAACAAACACCUGUCAACUGGAAUGUCCGUGUUUAAUACCACACUAUGUUGACAAUACUAGCUUGCAAACUAGCUGGCUAGUUACAUUUUUUUUUUUGCACAGACCUUCACAACACACAGUGGAGGAGCAAACCUUUGCAGCUGUGUGUUGUUUAUUUCCCGGAAAUAAAAGGAUUUCAAUUGGAUUGAAAAUGGGAGCCGCUAGUGAGCUGGCGUUUGCUGUUUUUCUCAUCUCGUUUUCCUCAGGUGGACUCCAAUCAAACAUCUCAAGGAUGAUCAGUGGAAACAGGAUACACCUGAGCUCAAUUUCAAGACUCAUAGCAAAAGGUGCAAUCCUGGGUCGCUCGGAGACACAGGAGUGCGUUUACUACAACUCUAGCUGGGAGAAGGAGCGAACCAACCGCAGUGGCAUCGAGCCUUGCUACGGAGAUAAGGACAAGAGGCUCCACUGCUUCGCCACCUGGAAAAACACCUCGGGAACUAUCGAGAUCGUCAAGCAGGGCUGCUGGCUGGACGAUGUCAACUGCUAUGACAGUAGUGAAUGUGUGGAGACGAAAGAGAGUCCGGACGUCUUCUUUUGCUGCUGCGAAGGCAACAUGUGUAACGACAAGUUCCUCUACAGCCCCGACACGCAGGCUGUCCAAAGUAAGUCGUCAUCGACCUCCAACCCGUUUUCCCAGAAGCCUCAGCUGUUCAACACCCUGCUGUACUCUCUGGUGCCCAUUAUGGGCAUCGCCGCCAUCGUCAUCUUCUCCUUCUGGAUGUACCGUCAUCACAAGCUGGCAUACCCCCCCGUCCUGGUGCCAACACAGGACCCACUGGGGCCACACACCCCUCCCUCUCCCAUCAUGGGGCAGAAGCCAUUGCAGUUGAUCGAGGUCAAAGCCAGGGGGCGCUUCGGCUGUGUGUGGAAGGCUCAGCUCCUCAAUGACUACGUGGCUGUCAAGGUCUUCCCCAUUCAGGACAAGCUGUCAUGGCAGAACGAGUAUGAGAUCUACAGCCUGACUGGGAUGAAACACGAGAACCUGCUCCACUUUAUCAGUGUGGAGAAGAGAGGCAACAACAUGGACAUAGACCUCUGGCUCAUAACAGCCUAUCACGACAACGGCUCUCUGACUGAUUACCUGAAGGCCAACGUGGUGUCAUGGAACGAGCUGUGCCACAUCUCCCAGACCUUGGCCCGUGGCCUGGCCUAUCUCCACGAGGACAUCCCUGGGCUGAAGGACGGACACAAGCCCGCCGUCGCACACAGGGACAUGAAGAGCAAGAAUGUGCUUCUGAAGAACAACCUGACAGCCUGCAUAGCGGACUUCGGCCUGGCCCUGAAGUUUGAAGCUGGGAAGUCAGCAGGAGACACCCACGGCCAGGUGGGCACGAGGCGCUACAUGGCCCCUGAGGUGCUGGAGGGGGCCAUCAACUUCCAGAGAGACUCCUUCCUGAGGAUAGACAUGUACGCCAUGGGGCUGGUGCUAUGGGAGCUGACCGCUCGCUGCACCGCUGCAGACGGUCCUGUGGAUGAGUACACACUGCCCUUCGAGGAGGAGGUCGGCCAGCACCCAUCUCUAGAGGACAUGCAGGAGGUGGUGGUCCACAAGAAGCUACGUCCCUGCCUCAGAGAGUGCUGGCAGAAACACAUAGGCCUGGUGAUGCUGUGUGAGACCAUCGAGGAGUGCUGGGAUCACGAGGCCGAGGCGAGGCUCUCGGCAGGCUGCGUGGAGGAACGCAUCAUCCAGAUGCAACGCCAGACCAACAUCAUCGCCCCCGAGGAGAUUGUCACCGUCGUCACCAUGGUGACCAACGUGGACUUCCCUCCCAAAGAGUCCAGCCUAUGAAUGAACGAACAUUGACUGGACGUGUCAGGUGGUGGACAUGGAGCUAUUUUGAUUGGAUGUUUUCAGGUAUACAUUGAUCAACCAGAGUGGCCCGUUCAGGAUCAUGAACUCUGGAUGAUCCCGGGUUAAACUCUGACCCCUGACCCCCUCAGAUGGGUGUGCUGGCGUGGUGUGUUUUAGUGCUGUGCGCUACACUACUGUCAUUCAGGAAAUACCUGGCUGUGCCCACCAACACUGGUUUGGUUUCUACCCACUUCAUAGCAUCACGAUGUGUUGGACUCCCGUAGCGAGCCUCAAACUGUCAAAAAGAAUCCUUCAAAAGAACACUAGGUCGUAACAAACCCUGUGAGCUGGGCAAAAGGGAUAUUUUCUAUAUGAAGAAAACACUAGGACCUCCUAACAGACUUCUGUUCUAUUUUCUAAGAAAAAGAAGAGGAAGAGUAUGGACUCUACAAGACGAACUCUCACAGCUCAGAAAAGAAAAGGGCAACUUGUUUUAAAAUUCCUUUGCUGUUUUCUUUCUGUGUUUAUAUGAUAAUGAUAAUGACAAUUGUAAUGCCAAUAAGAAACAGCUUCUGAAUGUCACGUGUACUGCUGCUGUACAUAAUAUCAAAACAAUGGUAAUCAAGGUUUAUUUUAGGGGGGGGAUCCAUUUCCAAGCAUUACUACUUCGAAAGCAAAACCAUAGACCUCCCUCAAGUCAACACGGUAUACCUCAGUUCCAUCUUCAUUACAACACUACAACCAUAGAAGUAGAACUACUAUUGUUUCUAGUUCUGUUAAUUCUAUUUCUAUGAUUACAACAAUCUCUCUGUAAACUAUUCAGAUGACAUCAUUACUUUGGUAUUAUUGAACUAUAUACUGUACAGCUGUGGCAGGUGAAAACAUAAUAAUUAUCACCACAGUUUUUAAAACUAGUCUGCCAAGAGAUGUAUGACUAUGAAUUUACGCGAGCCUUCUUGUUUUUCUUUUUGAGCAUUAUUUUGUCCUUCCUUGCUGUUUUAAUUUGUUUUUAUUGUAAACAUUUUAAUCCUACAUUUUAAGACUAUUUCAAUAACCCCCUAAGUCAUUGAAAAUUAUAUUAUAUUUUUUAAACACUUAUUUUGGCUUGCUGUGUCAACCGAGUAUUUAAUGAUGUGAGCAUGCCUUUUGGUUAUCCUUUGAUCUUCUUUUUAAAAAGCUCAGGAAGCUACUCUUCUGUCUCGACUCCCUAGUUAUUACCCAUCUUUAUCUCCCAGUCCCUAGCUACUACCCUUCUGUCUCACCCUGUCUGUAGCUACUACCCUUCUGUCUCACCCUGUCUGUAGCUACUACCCUUCUGUCUCACCCUGUCUGUAGCUACUACCCUUCUGUCUCACCCUGUCUGUAUCUACUACCCUUCUGUCUCACCCUGUCCGUAGCUACUACCCUUUUGUCUCACCCUGUCUGUAGCUACUACCCUUCUGUCUCACCCUGUCCGUAGCUACUACCCUUCUGUCUCACCCUGUCCGUAGUUACUACCCUUAUGUCUCUCCCGAGUCCCAAGCUACUACCCUUCUCGCUCUCACAGUUCCUAGCUACUAACCUUCUGUCUCUCCAGUCCCUAACUACUACCCUUCUGCUUUGAGACGCGGGUGAACCAUCUCUUCCUGGUGUCAUCUCAACCAUAGCGUUAAAACAUCUCUACUUCUAGCCUCUAUCAUCUCAACUCGGUUGAGCCUUUAAUCAGUGUGACAACGUUACUACUGUAGACCCACCCUGGGCAAAACUAGGAUGUCUCUCGUCGUCCUUCCGGAAUUUGAUUUGUGAAUGUGUUCCAUUUCUAGCUUGUUGUAUGAGCUCAGAUUUGUCUUCUGGGUGACAUUGACACGGAUGAUGAUGCGUUCAUCUUUGCAUUCUCUCUCUUCACACCUAGUCAGUGUUUUAAACUGGAACUACAACAACGUUCAGGGAUUCAAUACUAUGCUUUUCAGUAAUUACUACAGUAUAUGCAACUCGUGCAGAAUGGUGCAAGUGCGUACGUACUUGCAUUGCUGCAGGAGCGACUUUCACACCACUGUAGCAUUUUUUUAAACAGUUAAUCUUGUCUAUUGAUCUUUUAAUUAUUUGCAGACCUGAGCUUUUGAGUAUUAGACAGAGAGCAGGUGGGCAGGUGCCAAAUCAAACUAUUACUUUACCUCUUAUCUGAAAGACAGUGGAACGGACUUAGGGAAGGCCCAACUGCAUUACUAGAUUGUGUCUGUACUCUCGGGGUAAAGGCUGCAGUUGGCCAGUGGUCUCUCAGCGGAUGUAGGCUCUAUCACAAUUUGUCUUUCCUUGGUUCCUCACAUCCUGUCUCCUUGCCUAAUAUGGUUGAGGAGGAGGAGAGGGGAUGUGAGGAUUCAAGGACAUUUUAAUUGAGAAAGCCGUAGAAUGGUGGCCGUUACUGUGAAUCCCCCUCCCUCCCUCCCUCGCUCCCUACACACUGGAACCCUGUAGCGCUCAGCAAUACAACUAGCAAGCAAAGGGCAUUGGAGGAAGAGUGGAAGGGGCACGCGUUUCCAAGCAGUUAGCGGUGAACCAACAAUCAGAUAUACAAUCACUACAGUACUACAGUACUACUGCAUUAUUUUGAUUGUCUUAUGUCUUAUUGUCGUAUGUGCUUUUGAGAAAAAAUAAAUAUGUAGCCAUGAUGUGAUCCUCUGAUUUCUGGUAUUUUGAGGGUAUAAUUUUGUGUACCUGAUUUUUAUUUUUCAACCACAGCUACUUGUACAGAGCUGAUUUCACUGUACAGACGUUUUAAACCCCAAACCACACUACAAUCUUCUUAGUUGAUCAGACCUUGGCCUUCUUGUGAGAGGUGAUUUUCUUUCAGAUAAACUUCAGAAAGCCCAAUAACAUUUUACUUCAGAUUGACUGGAAUAUUGAAAUGCACAUUAUGUAAAUAUACAUGUCAUAUUUAGAUUGUAGUUGAUGGAUAUAGCAUGAGGUUGUUUCUAUUGUUUUUAGAAUAUAUCACAAAGAAGCAAAAAAAUCCCUGAUGAAUUAAUUAUUCCAUAAUAAGAUUUGACCUGUUUAUUUUGUAGAUCUAUGUUUUUAAAUUGUUUCAAUUUAUGACCCAAAUGGCCCAAAACGGUCACUCUUCCUUCCCCAGAUGAGACUCAUUUCUUUCUACGGUGGUCUGAUGAAAAUUCCCUCAAAUGAAACCCUGAAUCAAUAGUUUUACCAUUUUCACACUACUGAGGUGAGCCAAACUAAGCCGAACCGAGUCGCACUGGGGUGGCCUGGUUAAGCAUCCACCAUAAAAAAAUGACAAUGUGAUCGGAAAAUAUCAGAGCCAGCAAAUGAUGGUUUGGGUUGGCUCAGUAGUGUGAAACCGGUCAUUGUUUUACCUCAGACAUCCUAGCUCAGACCCCAGAUGUUACUCUAGUCUACAGCAUUGAGAUACCAUUGCUACAAUAUUCCAGCAGUGUUGCAAGAAUGUUAUCCCUUGUAUGUGACCAGCAGACAGUGUUUUCUGUAACACACUUUCUCUCAAAACAACACUAAAGCUAAACCUAGGUUAGCUUUAGUUCUGUAUUUGCUGAUAGUCAAACAGUGUGACUUGGCACAAAUGACUGUUCAAUUGGACUUGCCAAUAGUUUUUAUGCUUUGCAAGUUAUUUAACAAACUUUUUCAGAUGCCUGGUUGGAAGUGGAUGUUAAAUAUUGUACAGAGAAAUUGUAUGCUAUUGUCCCUAAAAUAAAGUAUAGUGACUGCUCA